ACACAUGAACAUCCAGCAAUCACAUAGGCCAUACAAAAAUUAAAUCAGUUUCCUUCAUUCUUUUAGACACAUCAACAUUAAUUAAAGGAAAGGCAUAUUGUUUAAAUAUACUGCCCCCACAAGCAGUUUUAUAUACUCACAAGCUUUAUCUGUUCUUUGUGUAACUGUUUUACCAAUGCUUGACACUGGGAAUAGUGGAAGACAUAGUGAUGGUGAUACAUUUUCACUGGCUUUGGAAAAAUGUUUAUACAAAACAAACUGAAUAUACCCCACCAGAGACUAUACCAGGAACUAAUAUUGAACUUUCAUUUUGCCUUAUUGGUGAUGCAGCAUUUCCAUUAAAAUCCAAUUUACUUUGACCAUAUCCUGGGAGCUCCUUACCAGAAGUAAAAAAUAUUCAAUUAUAGACUAAGAGCAAGAAGAAUAACUGAAAACACAGUUGGUACUUUGGUUACACGUUGGCGGAUUUUCGGAAAAAUGUUUAUAACACAUUUUACAUUUCCAAUUAGAGUUGAGCCUUUCGGUAAAAAGUUAUCUCCGGGGCACAGAGACGUCUAAACCAUGCUUGCCUGCUUAACAUUUAUAAGGAGCACUGCGACAUUCUGGACAAAUCUAACAUUAUUAAAGAGUGGAUCUCCCGCACAGCUACAAGGAAAAACACAUUUUACAUUUCCAACUAGAGUUGCGAGCCUUUCGUACUUGUUUGUUUAGUUUCGUUAACUUCGUUAAUAGAUACAAAUUUCAAAAGCAGCCCCAAUAUGGUGCCUGCUGGCUAGUUAUGUAAUCGUAUUUAUGUUUUACGUGCGUUUACAAUAUAGUUUCGUUAACUUCGUUAAUGGAUACAAAUUUCAAAAGCAGCCCCAAUAUAGUGCCUGCUGGCUAGUUAUGUAAUCGUAUUAUGUUUUACGUGCGUAUGUUUUACGUGCGUUUAAUUAAAAAUGCCAAGCUGUGUAGCUAGGCUGUUACAACAACAGCACAAAAAAAAGCGCUUGUUUCGCUUUUCCAACACCGAUCCAUUGCGAAGAAAUAAGUGGAUCGUUGCUUGUAAGAGGAAGGCAAAAGAUGGAUCUGACUGGAAUCCAACAAGCAAACACACCUAUAUUUGCGAGGAUCACUUUAUUACAGGACAACCCUCAUUGGAAGAGUGCCAUCCAGAUUUUGUGCCUUCUGUAUUUAAUUUCAGGCAAAUGUCUGAAAUUGAAAAGAAAACUAAGCUGGAUAGGUAUCAAAGAAUGAGCUCCAGAACCACUGAUAUAACGACGACUACAAAAUCUGAAACCAGCAUUCCAGCAGUUGAUCAACCUAAAACUAACGAUAACGAUGUAGAUCUGGAAAAUGAUAAAGAAGUUGAAGCAGUUCAAUUGAAUCGUCUGUUGCUCGAUGAAGUUGGUAGUCUCAGAUCAGAAACAAAGAAAUUAAAACAAGAAAUACAAAAUCUCCGAAGCAAGCAGUUUUCAUAUGAAAUGUUUCGGAAUGAUGCAGACAAAUUUAAGUUUUAUACCGGGAUCACCUGUGAUGUUUUUGACUACAUCUUUAAUUUCAUUUCAUGUAAUCAUGUAAUUUGGGGCUAUGUAAAUCUCCUGUCGCAAUGAAGGAUCAGUUGAUGCUGACAAUGAUGAAGCUUAGAUUAAACAUACCCUUUGAUUGUCUGGCAAAUUGGCUUUUUUAAUACAUUGGCCAGAUACAGAUGCUUCUAGAAAGACCAUCCCUCGUGUAUUUCACCAAUAUUUUCCACGACUAACGGGAAUAAUGGAUUGUUUUGAAAUUUUUAUUUAAGUAUUCGUAAAUUUCCGGGUAUUCCAAUGAUGGCCAAAUACUCGGAUCAUUGGACCAUGAAUCUGCCGGCAUCCACACAACUGAAGCUUGGCUUCGUACCUUAUAAGGCUGCUAGAGUCUAACUUUAACUUAUAAGCCAUUUUCUGCGUUCUAUACCUGUAAGCAUGUAGUAACAUCUGUAUAACUAAACUACCUGUAUUUAGUAUUGUAUGUAUAGUUGUAUACGAACAAUUUUUGCAAAAACAUUCUUUAUUGUCACAUGAUCUAUCAAAGGUUUGAAGUCGCGAACAAGUUGCUAAUAAACUUAAAUUAUUUACAGUUAUAUGGCUUAACAUAUUUGUUGUGGGUAUUUAAACAGUCCAACUUGGCAUUUGAAUGCAGUGUAUGAGGGUAUAAUCCCCUGCAGAAAUCUUUGCACCUCUCAUCGUACAUCACAUCAUUUGUUGGUUGUGCAGUUCUGCUCGGACUUCCUCAUUUGUAGCUUUAAAUUUGUUCUACUCUAUA
This is a messenger RNA of Ciona intestinalis (vase tunicate), 2280 nucleotides long. NCBI's taxonomy places the organism in Eukaryota, Metazoa, Chordata, Ascidiacea, Phlebobranchia, Cionidae. The record is from RefSeq and is a predicted model, not a curated record.